UUGGACAACUCUAAACCUUUGGUCAUGCCGUUAGUUUUACAGUUAUUGAUUUAUUUUUGCGACAGUAAUUCAAUAAUAUUUUUGUUUAGUGGAAGAGUCGCAGAAGAAAGCGAAGCAAAGAGAUCAACCAAAUCACAGCUAGCUUGUUGUUCAGCAGGCGAGAUUUUCGGUUCUGUGUGUAAAUUAGGCGGAAUUUGUGUAUUUGGAGAGAAAAUGGGUGUGAAGCAAGCGAUAAGAAGCCUGGACGCGUUUCCGCGUGCAGAAGACCACUUGAUGCAGAAAACUCAAUCAGGCGCAUUUGUAUCUGUUGUUGGUCUGGUGAUUAUGACCACAUUGUUCGUGCAUGAGCUAAGGUAUUAUCUGACAACAUAUACGGUUCAUCAGAUGGCUGUGGAUCUGAAACGCGGGGAAACUCUUCCCAUCCAUAUCAAUAUGACAUUCCCAUCAUUACCAUGUGAUGUUAUAAGUGUGGAUGCAAUUGAUAUGUCAGGGAAACAUGAAGUCGAUCUCGACACAAAUAUAUGGAAACUUCGCUUGAACAGUGAUGGCUAUAUUAUUGGUACAGAGUAUAUUUCAGACCUUGUAGAAAAGGGACACACGUCUCAUAAGCACGAUGAUGACAAAACUAGUCACGAGGACAUCAAAUCACAUGUUGAAGGUUUGGAUCAAGGGGUUAAAGAUACAGUGAAGGAUGUGAAACAAGCAUUACUAACUGGCGAAGGAUGUCGUGUAUAUGGGGUUUUGGAUGUCCAAAGGGUUGCUGGAAACUUUCAUAUUUCAGUUCAUGGAUUAAAUAUCUUUGUUGCUCAAAUGAUCUUUGAAGGGGCUACACAUGUGAAUGUAAGUCACAUCAUCCAUGACUUAUCAUUUGGGCCAAAAUAUCCAGGAAUUCAUAAUCCUCUUGAUGGGACAUCAAGAAUUGUUCAGAAAGGAAGUGGAACUUUCAAAUACUACAUAAAGGUGGUUCCAACUGAAUAUAAUUAUUUAUCGAAGGAAGUUUUACCUACAAAUCAAUUCUCUGUUACAGAAUAUUUUUCCCCCAUGCAUGAAUUUGAGAGGACAUGGCCAGCUGUCUACUUUUUAUAUGAUUUAUCACCGAUCACGGUGACCAUUAAAGAGGAACGGCGCAGUUUUCUACACUUCAUAACUCGGCUAUGUGCCGUACUAGGGGGUACAUUUGCUGUAACAGGGAUGCUAGAUAGGUGGAUGUACAGACUUGUUGAGGCCGUUGUGAAGCCGAAUGCUAAGAGUGGAUACAGAUGAAAAUUGGGGGUGUGAGGGCAGCAGUAAAUUGGACGGCAUAUUUGAGUAACUUGUUUACCACGGGCAGAAAUCGACGCAGCUAUGUUAUAGAUAUAGCGUCACACAGCGACACCUAUACACAGCCAGGGAAAAUGGAGCAUUAAUAUAUAUCAUUUGGUCGUAAUGUAAUUGAUUGAAUAUAGUGUGUGGUCGCAUGUGACAAGUCACCAACAAGCAUUUUACAAGGUCUCAUUGACUUCUUUUUGUUAGAGAUGUAUUAGUAGCUCUAUAUUGGUGGCUAAAUACUCCCUGAGGUUUAGUAUGAAACAGGUCAUGGAUGUGUUCAUAUCAAUACACUUUCAGAAAAAUUAGAUGCUGUGUUUAAAGAAUCGGUUCUAGUCGUUUAUGUACUUUGACUCAGAAAGUUCAGGAAUAUACACAUCCUACUUGUGUCUCCUUACA
This is a messenger RNA of Daucus carota subsp. sativus, 1704 nucleotides long. RefSeq lists its product as uncharacterized. NCBI's taxonomy places the organism in Eukaryota, Viridiplantae, Streptophyta, Magnoliopsida, Apiales, Apiaceae. The transcript has 12 exons. The record is from RefSeq and is a predicted model, not a curated record. Gene Ontology annotation, cellular component: endoplasmic reticulum; COPII-coated ER to Golgi transport vesicle. Bases 25 to 1263 code for a protein of 412 amino acids.